This is a messenger RNA of Globicephala melas (long-finned pilot whale), 6286 nucleotides long. It is a transcript of the gene PLEKHJ1, whose product is annotated as pleckstrin homology domain containing J1. The record is from RefSeq and is a predicted model, not a curated record. Gene Ontology annotation, biological process: receptor recycling; retrograde transport, endosome to Golgi; endosome organization. Lineage: Eukaryota; Metazoa; Chordata; Mammalia; Artiodactyla; Delphinidae. Gene Ontology annotation, cellular component: early endosome; trans-Golgi network; recycling endosome.
GCGGCGCGGGCUAGACGCUUCGGAGGCUGGAGGACUGCGGGCAGCAGGAGUGCAGGCCGGAAGCCGAAGCGCGCGUGCGCACCGGCUCUCACUGUCCUUAUCGUCGGCCAAACUCGCGCGGAGCCAGUUCUCGCGGGAUAGCGAGUUGCUUCUCGUCUCCCACUCCCGUCCGCCUGUUCCCUUGAGUACUGGGCGCUAUAGGUCGUGGGGGUGCUUUAUCGUUUCCACCCCGGGUCCACCUUGUUGCUUGGUUACGUGACAACCGUCCAUCUUGCCUACUGCUCUGUGCGCCCCACGAGGGCUCUUCUCGGCCCCGGCGGCCCCCGGGACGCUUCUGCCACUCGCCGGUGUAGGACAGGCUGAGCGGCCCGGGAGCGCGCAGGCGUGGUAGCUCCGGCCGCGCUUCCGGGACGACGCCGUGGGACACUUUUGGCGCCGGCAGCGGCGCGAGUGAGGACGGCGGCCCGGAGGGCGCGGCCCAGCGCUCCGCGUUCUGGGUCCCAGCGGCGCCAUGCGCUAUAACGAGAAGGAGCUGCAGGCGCUGUCCCGGCAGCCGGCCGAGAUGGCAGCUGAGCUGGGCAUGCGGGGCCCCAAGAAGGGCAGCGUGGUGAAACGGCGGCUGGUGAAGCUGGUGGUCAACUUCCUCUUCUACUUCCGGACGGACGAGGCGGAGCCCGUUGGAGCCCUGCUGCUGGAGCACUGCAGAGUCACUCAGGAAGAGCCCAGCGGCUUCUCCAUCAGCUUUCUAGAGGACCCAGAGAGAAAGUAUCACUUUGAGUGUUGCAGUGAGGAGCAGUGUCAGGAGUGGAUGGCUGCUCUGCGUCGAGCCAGGUGGGGUGCGUCGAGCCAGUUACGAGUUCAUGCGGAGGAGCCUCAUCUUCUACCGGAAUGAGAUCCAGAAGAUGACUGGCAAGGAUCCCCUGGAGCAGUUCGGCAUAUCAGAGGAGGCCAGGUUCCAGCUGAGCGGCCUGAAGGCAUGAGUCUGGGUGUGGGGCUCCUCAGCUUUCCUGCUGGGGGCUGGAUGAACCCUCCCUGGGUCCCCGGUUUCUUGGCCAAGCCUGGAUUUGUCGUGGGAGGUGUCUUGGUUUACAGAUUUUAAAAGCCCCAGGAUCCGCAGGGGCUGCCUUUUUGAAGAAACCAUCCAGCAAGCCCCUUCUGGAUGCACUGGGACCCACUGGACUGUGGCACCUCAGUGCCACAUGCUGCUGCCAGGGGACAGGUGUCCCCUCCCAGGAGCUGUGCCCAGCCCCUUGGGUGCGUCCAUCCAAGCCUGGCAGGUGCCUGAGGCUGGUGCAACUCUCCUGCCCCGUGCAGGCUGAAUGUACAACAUUAGGUGAUGCUGUGAAGGGCGUGGGCCCAUGCUGGGGCUGCUGUGAAUUCUCCUGCUGAAGGGGCAGGCCCCGGCCAGACGCCUCUGGGCAGAGCUGGAAGGUGCGCCUUUCGGGUGGCCAGUUUGUUCUGUUCAAAUAAAGGUACCUCUUUUUCACACGGGACGGCGGUGCAGUGAAUGCAGAGAGGGACCUCUGUCCUCCGCAGGCUGCCGGUCCCGCAGAGUCACAGCGGGGUCCUGAGGGAAGUGAAGCCCUGCCCAGGUUCAAGGUUUAAGUGGCCAGUAGGAACAGAGGAGAGGAGGCCUAGAACCCAGAGCCAGGAAAGGUGGGGAGGCUGCGGCCCAGCCCACAGGGCCUCUGGGACUCACAGGCCUCCCUCCGAGUGCAGGCGGGACUUCGGGAAGGGUUUUGUUGGUGGUGUGAAAAGUACCCAAGCAGUCGGUUUCAGUUAGUCAAGGAGGAGGCCCACCCUGGGUGGGCCUGACCUAGUCAGGUGUUGGCCCUGAAGGAGAGGCUGGGCCUCCCUGAGGUGGGGCUCACUGUCUGCUGUGGUCACAGGGCCUGCCUUCCGGAGCAGGUGGGGCUUCUGCUGGGAGUGACCGUCCUCCCCAACUGGGGAUGGCUAUCACGGCCCGGGACCCUCUUUGCGCUCCAGGACCUUGCCAUGUCACGGUCGGGAAGAAACACUGCCACCAGACCAGGUUCAAGUGAAAACAGGUAUUUUAUUACAGCGUCUACAGGUGGAAACGCAGUGCAGUGGGGUUCCCUUGGGAAGAGGGAGUGGAGCCAGCGCCCCAACUGAAACAUAAGCUACCAGAACAAGAAAACAAAGCCCGUCUCCGUUACAAACCAAGGCAGGGAUGCGAGAGCCAGCGUGGAUGGAUGUGUAAAUGAGAACAAACAGUCCUAACUGUAGACGGGCCGGCUGGCAGGAUAAAUAAGGGCAGGGGGGGUGGGGGCUGGUUCUUAAAUAGGUCACGAUUCAUAGCUGAACAGAGAACGCAUCCCCUGACUGGAGGCUGUCCUAGUUGUUAGGUUUUCCUGAGCAAAGCGACAGCAGCCGUCAGACCUGGAGCACCCGCGUCGGCAGCAGCGGUGGGGCUCCCGCAGGGCCGCUCCCCACGCACGCCAGCCGGCGCCCUACUCCCGUGGCUGGCGUCAGCAGCGGCGCUCAGGCUGGGACCGGAGGGUGGGUGUGGAGAGGCCGAGCUGGGCCCCGCUGUGGGGCAGGCCCUGCGCGGGUCGUCCGUCCCCUGGUGCCUGCGCGUGCGUGCAGAGGACAGACGCGGCGCGGUGGUCCUCCCGAAGUGAUGCAGUGUUUGUGUACAGUGUCCUUUGUUCAGAUGGGGGCUCCGCUGGCAGCGCCGUAGCUUUCUCGGGAGCCCUGUGUUCCUGACACGGGGAGGGGAGCCUCUUGGAGAGGCCGGGGGCCGGGGGUCAGGACAGCACCGUCGUGCACUGGGAGCACCGACCUGGGGGGAAGGGGGGCAGGGCGGGCGGUCACAGGAGGAAGGCUCCGUCUCUAGCCUGAUUGCUGCCCCACACAGUGUAGAGGUGGCUGCAGGCAGCGCACUGGCCCGCUCUGACCCUUGUGGCCUGCGUCCCGGGGGUCAGGAAGCGGGGCCGGGCCUCGGCCACCACACCGACCCCACUCAAGGGCAGGCAGAGGACCCGUGGCGUCCACCUCUGAAGGGUAUGUGGAGUCGGCCAGGCCGGGGAAGGCUCACGUUAGGCCACCACACAGAGGCCCACCCUCCCGCGCUCCUUGACGGGUGCCGCCUGGGUGGCAAACACCUGAGGAUGGGGCUCCGACUGCCCACGCUCAGCCCUCGCCGGGGCGCCCACCUUUGGCCGAUGUUGGCCCUUUCGGGGGACCGAGAGCUUCUCGGGAGGCACACAGACAACAUUGCCCCACCCAGGGACCCAGGACCAGUCACAGGUGCUGUGCUCGAGGGACCGAGAACCCUACCGGCCACCUCGGAGCCUCAGGGAGCAGCCCUCCUGCCCGGCCACCCCAAGCGCAUCCCUUCCCAAGCACCACCGUGGCCGCUCGGGUGGAGCAGGUGUCACCUCAGCAGGGUGGGCAGGAGGGCCCUGGGCCAGUGCCGCUGUGCACUUGAACAGGCGGGAGAGUUUCCCCUCACUUUCCUUUCCUCCUUUUCUCUUUAGUUUACUGUGUAUUCGUCAUACAGUCUAAAAAUAAAUGAAGUCCGUCUAUGAAAUUUAUAAAUUUUCAUCAUCUCUCUAUAAAAUACUGUCACCUGUCAGCGUGACUCCCUUGUAGACAAAGCAGGCACCCACAACUAACCCGCCUGCGUCCCCGGCCACCACAGGAGCCGACCCUGCGGGGGGGGGGGGCUGCGGCGUGAGCCCAGGGCGAGCAGAGACGUACAAAAGUAAAUGCACCUGUCACACGAGUGAGCCAGGCAGGCAGGCAGCAGAGUCGGGUACCAGACCCUCCUCACAAGCACCACUGAGAACGGGUCCCCUCCUCGAGGCUCCGCCACCGCAGCCUUGCCGCGCAGGACUGCCGUUCCGAUGCCAAAGGCGCCAUCCCGAGGGCUGAGCCGAGGCCGUUCACAGUGAUGGCGGGGCGGGGCGGGGCGGGCCUCCACCGAAGACGCCGCCUUUGGUAUGGGAAGAGCGGCGGGAAUGAACACGCCAGGCGCUAGGACCUGGCGUUGGCGUGGUCAACCUCGAGAGUCAGCACCAAGAGCACGUGGAGGCGCGAGCCUGGCGACGAGAUAGCACCGGGCCGGCUGCCAGCGUCUCCGCGGUGGGCCGGUCCUUCGGCGAUGUCUUUACAUAUAUUCUCUCAUAUAAUAUAGUAUCUACAUCUCUCGAUAGGUUGCCUUCACGACUUCGGUGAAAUAAAAUAAGUCAAAAUUGUUUAUACUUUUUAAAAAACGAUAAAUACUUUAUCUAAGACUAUCGACAGUACAGGCUGGAGCCAGGCCCCAGCGCGCCGUCUCCGCAGCUGUGCGCGGCGCUGAUUCACAGUAGAGCCUGUCCUCUGGCCUCCAUCCGUCCUCGCCGUCCUGCGGGGGGCCCCGCGCCGCCAGCCCGCCCCAUCCUUGCAUAGUCUCGCGGUUGAGGUAGAAAUCCUAGUUACCUGCGGACACGGCGCGGGAGGAAAGGCAGCAUAGCGUUAGCCUCGCGCCCAGACGAGCCCGUCGCACCCCCAGGCCAGGGCGCCAGAGCCACCUACGGACGGACGGACGGACGACAGACGGCAGACGAGGUGGUGGCAGCACCCUGAGCCACGCCUCUGGGCCCUGUCAGAGGCAGGAGGUCCUGUCCCCAGGCCCUUCCAGUGCGUGUGGGGCGCUGGCUGGGUCCUGGCCUCCCCUCCUCCCCAGGAGACCCUCCCCGGUCCCCACGCCGGGCAGCGCUCCAGGACAAGCCUGCAUGCCCCAGGAGUGAGGCCGGCGCGGCCAGGACGGCAGGCAGGCAGCGUCCACUGUGGGCCUGGUCCCCGACCUCCCAGUGCACGUCUGCCCUCUCCAAGCUCCUCUGACGGCGCGAGGCCACUGCAGGCUGAGCCGCCCUACCUUCUGGGCUUUUCCAACAACCGAGGCACAGCCCAUCCCCAGGCCUCGGGUAGGGCUGUCCACUGACCUGCACCCUGACCAGGAGGCCGUCAGACUCCAGCGGCCUCCCAUCUGUUUCCACUUAAAAACACAACAGACAGCCAAGGACAGCAGGCAGGCAGGACCCCCGCUCCAUUCCUGGCCCCAAGGGGAUGUGGACAUGGCACCAGCAGUGGCCAGGCCAGCUGCACCGGGGCCCAGGACCCUCCCUGGAGGCCUCGCAGACACCUGCCCCCUCCAGCUCCCGAAAGCGGGCCCUUCCUACGCUUGUCUCCGCUGACCCCCACACGGACGGUCUGAAAGGCAGCCCGUGCGCCUCGGAGGCCGGAGGAGCCGGGCCUCGGCCACAACUACAGAGCCCCGCCACCGGCCCGGCGUUCCUGCCUGUGGGGCUGGCGCCACACUCACCCUGCUGCCCAUCGGCCCCUGCAGGCAGGCCCUCUAGCUAAGGAGCCCAACAAACGCGACCCCCACGUCCAAAAGGCCUGCCGUGUACCAGGUGCCUUAAACGCGUUGAGCUCUCCCCAAACCCUCAUAAGGCGCGUUUAUGGAAACGGGCUGAGGGGCCCAAGAGCGCACACAAAGGCAAAGCUGGGAUCCUGAGCUGCCCCCAUGACCCCACGCCGGGGCUGCCCAGGUCCCAGGCUGCUGCAGACGCCAAGCCUAGGGCGGCGGCAAGCUCGAGCUAGGCUCCACCCGGCCAGGACGCCAACCCUGACUGACUGACUCCUCCUGGCCCCCUCCCUGGGCGACCUGGGGGGAGGGUCCACCGGCAGCGGCGGAGGGGGCGGGGCCAGCCACACCCUCCCUCUCUCUGCUCUCGCCGCCCGGGUUCCCUUGCCUCCCUGGCUCUUCGCCUUCGCACCUCCCGGCCGCAGGAGAGCAACCUUGGCCCCCGGGCCCCUCCACGGAGCCCCGCGGGCCCGCCUGUUUUCUGCAAAGGAAGGUCAGUUCAGGUUCUCGUAUGGGCCGCCUGGUCGAGCUCUAGCCUUACCUUACAGAAUACGAACUGCUAGCUAAGCAAGGUCUUUAUCGCGGCUUAACCCCCGCAAGGCGCGCGGCAUACGGAGGUGGCAUGCCAAGGGAAACCCACACGGCGGGCGGCCCCGUGGAGCUGGCCUGCGGGAUCACGGGCGCGGCCUGGGCCAGGGCCAGCCCGGGCAGGGGCGGGUGGUGCACCGUGAAGGAGGGGCGGGACACCUUGUGCGGAAGUGAGGCGAGCUUGAUGGACAGAGAGGCGUUAGCAGGCGGCACAGAGGCAGCAGAGGAGGCAGGUAAGAAAGCUUGGUUAGCUGGGAGGGACGCGAGGUUCUGCAGGAGCACGGGCUCAGAGUUAGCCGGGAGCAGCGCGGGGGGCGGAGGCAA